ACCAAGAAAAAUAAUCCCAACUCGCGACGGCACAUGCUUACGCUCCUACAGGAGUCUAUAUAAACAGCAAGCGAGCAGGCAAAAGAGUACCGCAAAAUCAAAUCAUCGAUACACACAAACCUCAUCUUUCUCAAGUAAACACGCACCUCGUUUCCCAGCCUUUCUUCGAUCGGUCUGCUUGCCGCCAGUGGCCAUGGAGGGGAUGAUGACCUUCAUCACGCCGGAGCUCCGCGACGUGCUGGUCAAGGUGGCCGCGUUCCUGCUCGUCCAGGGGCUGGUGUACCUGAUCCUCAGCAAGUCAUCCAACCUCUUCUCCAAGGACGAGAAGCUCAGGUCCCAGAGCUUCCGGAAGAUGCGGACCAUGAGCGUCAGGCGCCUGCUGGGGCCGCUCUUCGACGUUCCCCUCGACACCGACGAGUCCUCGCCCUCGCCCUCAUCCCUCCGGUCGUGGUCGUCGCGCCGCUGGGCUAACCGCGAGGAUUGAGGCGCUUAGUCUCUCCGGCCAUUCUGAAAUCUGAACUGUUGUGGGUUUCUUAUUGUGGUUGAGAUUUGAGAAUGAUAUCUGAAACUCUCAAGUCUCAAGUCAGUAGCUUGGUCUUGUAGAUAUAUGUUCAGUGGAUAGAAUUGGGGGAAUGUAUUAUUUGAUUCUUUAUAACUUGUCUGCUCUUAGUUGUGACUUGUGACUAUGGUUCUUCAAUUGUUGUUUCAUUUGUAAAAAAUUUAUUGCUGAUCAAUACACCAUAUAUAUACUAGUACAG
This is a messenger RNA of Brachypodium distachyon (stiff brome), 758 nucleotides long. RefSeq lists its product as uncharacterized. The record is from RefSeq and is a predicted model, not a curated record. The transcript has a single exon. Bases 194 to 484 code for a protein of 96 amino acids. NCBI's taxonomy places the organism in Eukaryota, Viridiplantae, Streptophyta, Magnoliopsida, Poales, Poaceae.